Messenger RNA from Cladophialophora psammophila CBS 110553, 1503 nucleotides. RefSeq lists its product as uncharacterized. The transcript has 2 exons. The record is from RefSeq and is a predicted model, not a curated record. Bases 1 to 1503 code for a protein of 500 amino acids. Gene Ontology annotation, molecular function: sphingosine N-acyltransferase activity. Lineage: Eukaryota; Fungi; Ascomycota; Eurotiomycetes; Chaetothyriales; Herpotrichiellaceae. Gene Ontology annotation, cellular component: membrane. Gene Ontology annotation, biological process: ceramide biosynthetic process.
AUGGAACACCGCCAACACAGUCAGUCACCGUCGCAGAAAACGGCCUGGCCUAGGUGGGAGCGCAAGGGCAAGGAGAAAAGUCCCAUCGCCCGCGCAUGUACAUGGGUUGUGGACCACCAGAUCAGCAUAUCUGUCAACCUCAUAUCUAUGCUCUUCUUCAUACACAUCCUCUUCCCUUCGGCAAGGCAUCACACCCAGAAAUUCUUCCAAAUCUCGUAUUACAACCCGGCUACCGGAAACUUCGCCCUGGGCUGGGAUGACAUAUUCUUCGUCUUUUACUGGAUCAUUGUCUUCACCGGCCUCCGCUGUGCUACUAUGGACUAUGUCCUUGGUCCCCUGGCUGGCUUUUUUGGCAUUCGGAAACGGAAGCCAAAGGUGCGAUUUGCGGAACAGGCCUGGAUCCUCUGCUACUACACUGUGUCAUGGUGCACCGGCAUGUACAUCAUGUACAAUUCCGACUACUGGCUCGACCUUCGGGCUCUGUGGAGGACGUGGCCGGACCGCGAAAUGGAGGGUCUUGCGAAAUGGUACUAUUUGGUUCAGUUCGGUUUCUGGCUGCAACAGAUCGUGGUGGUGAACAUUGAGGAGCGCCGGAAGGACCACUGGCAGAUGUUCACUCACCACAUUGUGACCUGUACGCUCAUAUUCACAUCCUACGGCUAUCAUCAAUAUCGUGUGGGCACCUUGAUUCUCUGUCUCAUGGACUUGGCCGACAUCAUCCUCCCUCUAGCGAAAAUUCUCAAGUACUUGCAUUUUGAGCUUGCGUGCGACAUUGCAUUUGGCGUGUUCAUGGUGUCCUGGCUUAUUGCCAGACAUAUUCUAUACAUGACUGUCUGGUACAGCAUUUACGCUCAUAUCCCAGAGGAAAUCGAGUACGGGUGCUAUAGGGGCAGUGUGCAGGAUCUUGAAGGUCCAAUCCCUACGCCAAACGACUGGGAUCAUCUGAUCCAGCCGUUCAAAAACCCUGUUGGACUAGUCUGCUGGAACAACAGCAUCAAAUGGACCUUCUUGACCAUGCUCCUUGCUCUCCAGGUAAUGCUGCUUCUCUGGUUCGGCAUGAUUGUCCGGGUCGCUUAUAAAGUGAUCACUGGCACUGGGGCGGAAGAUGUGCGUUCGGACGAUGAAGAUGAGGAUGAGGAGGAAUACGUAUCGGAUGAGAAGUCGUCAAGGAAUUAUGUCGACAAAGUCAAACUCUGUGUGGAUCCCCAGGAUCAAUACCUAGAGACCGAGAUCCUGAGCACGGACCCUAACUUUUCUCUCUCGAAAUCUUCCAAAUCAAGGAGAAAAUCGAGAUCAAAAUCUAAGUCCACUUCACCUUCGUCCUCGGCAGGGGGCAGACAAUCGACACCAGAGUCGUCAACUGCAGGUUCCAGCAGUGGCGGGAGGAGAAAACAGAAGCAUGAAUCUGCACAUUCCUCCGGCGUCAACCUGCUUGGAGGUAGCAGUGAUCGCAAGGAAUUGCUCGGCCGCAUCGGCUGCGAUAAAGGCUCUACGUCAGAUUGA